Molecule: messenger RNA, 3180 nt
Organism: Puma concolor (puma)
Lineage: Eukaryota; Metazoa; Chordata; Mammalia; Carnivora; Felidae
Gene: SLF1
Product: SMC5/6 complex localization factor 1
Biological process (GO): DNA damage response; positive regulation of double-strand break repair; protein localization to site of double-strand break
Cellular component (GO): nucleus; site of double-strand break
Molecular function (GO): protein binding
Source: RefSeq, a predicted model, not a curated record
AUGGAAGAUGGUGCUCCAAAGCAUAUCAUCCAGAUGACGGGAUUUAAGAUGGAAGAAAAGGAAGCUCUAGGCAAAUUGCUUUUAAAACUAGAUUGCACUUUUAUUAAGAGUGAGAAAUACAAAAAUUGUACACAUCUUAUAGCUGAACGUUUGUGUAAAAGUGAAAAGUUUUUAGCAGCUUGUGCAGCAGGAAAGUGGGUACUAACUAAGGACUACAUAAUUCAUAGUGCCAAAAGUGGCAGAUGGCUUGAUGAAACAACUUAUGAAUGGGGCUAUAAAAUUGAAAAAGACUCUCAUUAUUCGCCUCAAAUGCAAUCUGCACCUAAAAGAUGGCGUGAAGAGCUGAAACGCACUGGUGCUCCAGGAGCCUUCCAUAGAUGGAAAGUUGUCCUCCUUGUUAGAGCUGAUAAACGAAGUGAUUCUCUUGUAAGAGUUCUGGAGGCUGGAAAAGCAAAUGUUAUUUUACCAAAAAGCUCACCAAGUGAAAUAACUCACGUGAUUGCCAGUAAUGCAAGAAUCAAGGCUGAGCAAGAAAAAGACAACUUUAAAGCUCCAUUUUAUCCAAUUCAGUAUCUAGGGGAUUUUCUUUUAGAGAGAGAAAUUCAGAAUGAUGAAGAUUCCCAGACCAAUUCUGUUUGGAAUAAACAUAGCAAUCAGGAAAAAAACAAAGAUUUCUGGAAGGAUAGGGGAUUUCUUGAAAUGAAAGGUGCCUUAAAAGAGACCAUGCAUAGAACCCAGAAAGAAAAGCAAAAUCAUGAUGAAGAUGUUAAUGUUAGUUCUCUUUUGACUGGCCAUCACAAAAAAGAAAAAUUCAGAGAUUCCAAUAAAGAUUUGAAAUUUGUUAAAAUGAGAGAUGCCUUAGGAAGGUGCACGUAUGGAAGUCAGAAGGAAAUUAAGAAAAAGGAUGAAGAUGUUCAAAGGAGUUAUACUUUGAGGAAAAAACGCAAAAAAGGAAAUGAAAGAGAUUCCAGGAAAGACAUUGAACGUAACAAAAUUAGAAGUACCUCAAGAAAGCACAUAUAUAGAGAUGAGAAAGAAAUGAAGAAUUCCAUUUUUGCUGAUGGUGCCAAAGAAUCAAAUCCCAAGGAUGUCAGGACAGAUGUGGAUAUUGUUGAAAUAAAAAAUGACCUAAGGAAGCACAUAUAUAGAGCUCAGGCUAUCAGAUACAGCUGCAUUAGAAUAGAUAAACAACCAGUGUACAAUAUUGAGGCUAAAAAUGCUGAAUUUCCCAGAGGUGUAUUAAAUUUAAUUGAAAGUCUCAUAGAAGGACAGUUUUUUAAAGAGGCGAUUGAAGAGCUUUCCUCAUUACAGGCACAUUAUAUCCCCCCUGUAUGCCUUCUUCAUGCUCUCCUAGAGAACAUUCUGCAGGAUAACGUAGAUACAUUUUCUGGCCGAUACUUUCAUAUAUUGUCUGCUCUUCUUCACCUACAUCCUCCUUGGAAGUCCCCAGCCAUGUCAAGAUAUUACUUAGAGCUGUUUCAGUGUCCAACUUGUAUGAAAGGAGCAUGGUCUCUCAUAGAAGUGCUUAUCAGGUCUUGUCUUUACAAUGAAAGUUUUUGUCAUCAAAUUUCGAAAAAUAUUAUUGGCAGUAAGGUGCUCCACCUGACCCUGCUCAAAUUUUUCUUUAAUUUAGUGGAAAGUGAAGUGCGACAUCUGAGCCAAAAGUUGUAUGACUGGUCAGAUUCUCAGAGUCUGAAAAUAACAGGAAAAGCAAUUCUUCUUGAAAUCUUUUGGUCAGGAAAUGAGGCCUCUGGGCUUUUGACCAAACCAGUAAAUAUGCUUUUGGAGUGGACCAUAUAUUCUCACAAGGAAAAAUGCAAGUCUAAUGAUGUCUUCAAACAUGAGCUAGCCUACUUACUCACAGGAAUUCUUGGAGCAGCAAUAGAUUAUUGGAUCUUCCUUGGUCUGAAGAGGGGUAAAAAUGUGAUGCGGCACAUGUCUGAUGACUUAGGAAGUUAUGUUUCCCUUUCAUGUGAUGACUUUUCUUCACAGGAAUUAGAGAUUUUCAUUUGUUCCUUUUCCUCCUCCUGGCUUCAAAUGUUUGUUGCAGAGGCAGUCUUUAAAAAGUUGUGUUCACAGAGUUCCAUCAGCAUUUCUUCUGAGCCACUCUCUCUCCAAAAAAUGGUAUAUUCCUAUUUGCCAGCUUUGGGGAAGGCUGGUGUGCAUGGAGCUGGAAAGAUACAGAUAUCAAAGAAAAUAGGACAGCGGCCUUGCCUUGAAUCUCAGAGAGCCUUGUUAAUGCUGAAUGGUGCGAAACAGAAACAAGUGGAAGGGCUGCCAGAAUUACCAGAGCUGAACCUUGCUAAAUGUUCCUCAUCGUUAAAAAGAUUGAAAAAGAAGUCAGAAGGAGAAUUAUCAUGUUCCAAGGAGAAUUGCCCCUCUUUAGUUACAAAGAUGAAUUUUCACAAAACUAAUCUAAAAGGAGAAACAGCCCUCCAUAGAGCUUGCAUAAAUAACCAAGUGGAGAAAUUGAUUCUUCUUCUCUCUUUGCCAGGAAUAGACAUCAAUGUUAAAGACAAUGCUGGCUGGACGCCUUUGCAUGAAGCCUGUAACUAUGGCAACACAGUGUGUGUCCAGGAAAUUUUGCAACGUUGUCCAGAGGUAGAUCUGCUCACUCAAGUGGACGGGGUGACUCCUUUGCAUGAUGCACUGUCAAACGGACAUGUAGAAAUUGGCAAGCUGCUACUACAGCAUGGGGGCCCGGUGCUUUUACAGCAGAGGAACUCUAAGGGAGAAUUGCCCUUGGAUUACGUGCUAUCAUCUCAAAUCAAGGAGGAACUAUUUGCCAUUACAAAAAUAGAAGAUACAGUGGAGAACUUUCAUGCACAAACAGAGAAACAUUUUUACCACCAGCAACUUGAAUUUGGUUCAUUUUUACUUAGUAGGAUGUUGCUAAAUUUUUGUUCAAUUUUUGAUUUAUCUUCGGAGUUCCUUUUAGCUUUCAAAGGGUUAACUCAUCUAAAUGAGCUGCUUGUGGCUUGUAAGAAUUAUAAGGAAGCCACCAGUGCUCACACCGACUGGUUAUUGGAUCUUUAUGCUAGAAAUAUAAAGACAUUGCAGACGCUCCCAAAUAUUCUUAAGGAACUGCCUGAGAAUGUAAAAGUGUGCCCCGGAGUGCACACUGAGGCCUUAUUGGUGACACUGGAAAUGAUGUGUCGUUCAGUCACAGAGUUUUCGUGA